Molecule: messenger RNA, 2077 nt
Organism: Symbiodinium necroappetens
Lineage: Eukaryota; Dinophyceae; Suessiales; Symbiodiniaceae
Source: the annotation of a GenBank genome assembly
GUCUGGUUUCUACUACGAUGGCUUCUUCGGUGACAGGAAGCUCAACGACAACGACUUCUCUUCCAUUGAGGGCCACGCACAGCAAAUUUCCAAGGAGUCGCAGCCUUUCCUGCGCUGUGUCGUCUCCAAGGCAGAGGCUCUAGAGCUUUUCAAGGAGAACCCAUUCAAGGUGCAGUUGAUCACGAACAAGGUUCCAGACGAUGCUCUCACGAGCUGCUAUCGCUGCGGAGACUUGAUCGACCUUUGCCGUGGACCUCAUUUGCCAAACACGAACCGGGCCAAGGCAUUCCUGGUGACGAAGAACUCCGCUGCAUAUUGGCUGGGUGACCAGAACUUAGACUCACUCCAGCGCCUCUACGGCAUUGCCUUCCCCAACGACAAGCUGCUCAAGGAGUACAAGAAGUUCCAGGAAGAAGCCGCAAAGCGAGAUCACAGGAACAUCGGCAAAGCGCAGGAGCUCUUCAUGUUCCAUCCGGUGAUGUCACCGGGAAGCUGCUUCUGGUUCCCGCCCGGCGUGAGGAUCUACAACAAGCUUAUGGACUUCAUGCGCUCUGAGUAUCGCCUGCGCGGGUUCUCUGAAGUCGUGACGCCCAACAUGUACGACGCGCGAUGUUUCAUGACGUCUGGCCACUACCAGAACUACAAGGAUGACAUGUACAGCUUGGACGUGGAGAAGCAAGAGUGGAUGCUGAAGCCCAUGAACUGCCCCGGCCAUUUCCUCAUGUUCGAUGCCAGGGUCAGGAGCUACAAGGAGCUGCCACUCCGCUUUGCUGAUUUCGGUGUCCUGCAUCGCAAUGAGGCUUCGGGAGCUCUCACGGGCUUGACGCGUGUCCGGCGAUUCCAGCAAGAUGAUGCACACAUCUUCUGUCGCCCGGACCAGAUCAAGUCGGAGGUCUCAGGUGCCCUGGAUUUCCUGGACUUUGUGUACAAGAUUUUUGGGUUCAAGGCCAGCUACGCCCUUUCCACGAGGCCAAAGAAGGCGCUCGGCUCCAAGGAAAUCUGGGACAACGCAGAGGUCCAGCUCAAGGCCGCUUUGGAUGAAUCUGGGCGAGAGUGGUCCUUGAACCCCGGCGAUGGCGCUUUCUACGGUCCCAAGAUUGACAUCAGGCUCCAGGAUGCGAUGAAGAGAAAGCAUCAGUGUGGAACGAUUCAGCUGGAUUUCAACGGCCCCAUCAGGUUCAAUCUGCAGUACCGCAAAGAGGGGGUCGAAGAAGUCGCAGAGGACGAGGAGAAGGUGGAGUUCAAGGGCGCGGAGGAGAAGAACGCCAAGGGCGAGGUCAUUUGGCGUGAGGGCCGCUUGAAGAACGGGUUCGAGCGCCCGGUCGUCAUCCAUCGAGCGAUUCUGGGGUCGGUCGAGCGGAUGUCUGCCAUCCUCAUGGAGCACUACGCUGGCAAGUGGCCAUUUUGGCUUUCACCGCGGCAGGUCAAAGUUGUUCCUGUCGGGACGCAGUUCAACGAGUACGCUCUGUGGGUGGAGAGACAACUUCAGAUCUACGGAUUCUACGCUGAGGCAGAGACGAGUGGGAAGACGCUGAACAAGAAGGUGCGCGAGGCGCAGCUCGAACAGUGGAACUAUGUGGCCGUGGUGGGUGCUGAGGAGCAAAACGCUCUGUCGGUGAACCUCAGGUCCAGGGAGUCGGAGAAGCCCCUUGGGGCCUUCUCCAUGAUCGAUUUCAUCGCAAAGCUGGACAAAGAGGCCAUGCCAAGCUCCCAGCCACUUCGUCAGUUCGAGGCCUUUCAAGGACGCCUGCCGGAAGCAAAGGCGCCGGCUGCAGAACCCGCCGCUAUCAAUGGCAGGGCAAAGGAGCAGAAGCCGGCCUUCCAAAAGCAGGGUUCCUUGCAGGUCCGGAAAGCCGCCAACCACAAGUUUGCCUCGCUUUCGGUGGAUGAUGAUGUGGAGGCUUUCCUGGAAGUGCAUCCUUACGUGAAGGGCUUCGAGCCGUCUUCGGCGGAUGCGGAGCUCUUCGAGCAACUGUCGGAGUCUGGUGCUCCGGAGACGCCGAACCUCAGGAGAUGGUACGAUCACAUGGAGUCCUUCUCGUCCCUGGAACGUUCGUCGUGGCAGAAGGCAGCUUAG